CUGCUUCCGCACACCACCUAGUUAAAUAUCCAUAUUAGGCAUUGUCGAUCACUGCUGUUUCUGAGAACCACGUCAGUGUACAAGCAUUAUUUCGUCAUAUUGCCCAGAGAGCAGUGACGGGAGGUUGUGAAAAGCGCCCGUCUUGUGUGUGAGAUCAGUAUACGACCUGCUUACAUCAUGCAGCCCUGGACUGUCAUCGUCUUCGUUGCAGUGUUAGCGCUACCAACCAUCAGAAGCCAGGGCGCCCUCUCAGAAUGUCCCAACCUUAAACAGGACAUCAUCGGGUGUUCAACGCAGUUCCUGAGUGAAACAUCCAUCAAAGGAUUCUUCACAGAUUUCACACAAGUUUUUAAUUUUACAUCUUUUCUGUCAAGCUCGAAAACGUCCUUGUGUCAGGCAUCAACCAAGACACUUGUUUUCGACUUCUAUGGAUGUUUAUAUGCCAAGUUAUUCGCUUGCAUUCCAUCUGCCUGGCAAAGAGCAUUCCCAUCCCUUGACCAGAUCAAAAAGGCACUCGACUACUUGUGUAACAACAUAAACGAUGUGGACUAUACAUGCCUGGCAGAAACUGGUAGGUCAACCACCCUGCUGAACUGUGUGCUGGCUGGCCACAAAGGACGUUCUGACUUUUCCACGCCUGAUGGAUACCUCGCAACCAUGUGCAGUCUAUCGCAGCUGUCUGAUAGCUGCACUAAGGCAGCCUAUGGUUCCUGUCCGAAGAGAACUGGAGAUGUCCUGGCAGAAUUUGAGAAGCUCGGGAAACCUGCCGCCUGUGACGCCUGUACCUCUCCGCCUUCACUUCUCCUCGUGCUGUUCUCAGUGCUGUCCUUCAUGCUGGCCUUGCUCAAGUAGAUACCCUAAUGGCACUGAUAUACACAACUGAUCAAGAAUUUGAACUUGUGUUGUUUUUGUUGUAGAUAUUUCGAAACAGGGAAACUGAAAUAAUUUAACGAAAAGAGUUGGCCCAACUUCGUUACUUAUUCACAGAUGGUUAUCUGUUUUAAAAAAAACCACUGAUAUGAUUUAUAUAUUAUUAUCUCCCGACUGCCAUGCUACCGUCCAUUUGUUUUUCGGGACAAAAAUGUAUAAACCUUCACUGUUCCGUCAUCUCUCUGUGGUGAAACACAUACAUCUUCACUUGUGUUUAAUGUAAUUUUGAUGGAUGCAGUUGGGUCUAUCGUGUAUCGUGUCGGAGCAAAUCACAAAAUACGUUCACAAAUUCACGAACAUCGCAUACAUAUGACCCAGAUUGUGCUUGGUACAGCUUGCAGGGCAGUAGAAAGCAUCACGGUGCUGAGACAGAUAUCAAUAGAUGACAAUGACACAUUCACAACAGUCCACCAGGCGGUAAUCUAAAGCAUACACCAUGUUCAGAUGUAAAACAUCAAUAUUCUUUCCGUUGCCAUGGAAACGUGUAAGCAAGUUUGUAUUAGGCAGAUGGUGAUUUGCCUGAGGGCAGCCAUAUUGUUCCAGAAGUAUUACGGCUGCUGGUUGUGAUGUUGCAAAAUGUUUUCUUUAUAUACAGUACAACAAAACAAAACGGAAACUAGGAUCAUGUACUGCACCUGUGUUCACAGGAUUACAUGGGAUUAGUCUGAUUUAUAUGUACCCAAAAACAAAGUAAUUGUGGUCACUUAAUUAAUUAAUUCUUCUUGCUUAAUGCAUUGAAGACAUUGAAGUGUACUGUUAUUUAAUUCCGAUGAAACUGACUACAUGUGCUUAAGGGAGUGGUUUUCUUUUCAUUCUACCCAGCAAUAAAUACAGGAAAUGUACACAGAUUAUGUAUAAAUAUUUGGUUAUUUUCAUGUCACACCAGAAAUAGACUGUUGGAAAUGAAUAAGGGAACACAUAGUUUUAGACACAGUACAAUGAUAUGCUAUCAUGGGUUCAAGCCUUGUCUGCCAAAUACACGUGGGAAACAUUGCACACAGACACAUCUCAACAUUUGAUUCUGACAGUUGUUGAACUUGUAUGCGCCCUUAUCGGAAUCUACUAACAGUAAAGCUUAUUAUUAUUGACCAUUGUUCAUUGUUACUUAAUUCAUUUCCAUAGGUAUAUAUAUAUAGCAUUUUGAUUUUCUUGUCUCCCUAAUACCCUACUGUUUCAAAGUGACCCUGGUGUGUGUUGAUAGUUCCUUUGUUGUGUACACGCGUACACAGUGAUCAACCACGAAAGUCAUAAAUAUCAUGUCACAAUAGGUAAUCAUUUUAAGUAAUUAAUACGAUCUCAGUUACUUUGGUUUGUCAGUGUAUACAUGUUUAAAUAACAACAAAGUUGGCGUGGGAUAUAGAAACGGGCUCCGUCCGUCCGUCCGUCACGUUUUGUUUCCGGAGCAUAACUCAGAAACCGUUCAAUAUUUUUUCAUGAAACUUUGCAGGUCUGUCAAGUACAUGCUGAACUGGUGCCUUUUGCUAUUUAGAAAUUUUAGAAAUUUAUAUUUUUUACGUUUCCAUGGCAACAAGAUGGACUUAGGUUCUGUGAGGGUAGGUUUUGUUUCCGGAGCAUAACUCAUAAACCGUUCAAUGUUUUUACAUCAAACUUUGAAGGUCUGUCAGGUACAUGCUGAACUUGUGCCUUUUGCUAUUUAGAAAUUUUAGAAAUGUUUAUUUUUUACGUUUCCAUGGCAACAAGAUGGACUUAGGUUCUGUGAGGGUAGGGUUUGUUUCCGGAGCAUAACUCAUAAACCGUUCAAUGUUUUUACAUGAAACUUCUGCAACAGGGGCGGGGGAUAUAGCCACGUUAGUGGCAAACUCUUGUUUUGAUUACAUUCAUCAAACAAUCUGGGCUUGUACCAUACACCGAAGCAUCGUGCAGGUCAUGUAUCGAUUGACAACUAUACAUCGACACAUAAGGGAGGACGGGCUGUGUGGAAAGAAGUUUAAUUGUAAGAUACUAUUUUGGGCCAUUGGUUUGGCUUGAUCCCGACUCGAUAAUGUACGGUUGUUGGUUGGGUUGUUGUUUAACGCCGCACUCAGCAAUAUUCCAGCUAUAUGACAAUGGUCUGAAAAUAAUCGAGUCUGGACCAGACAAUCCAGUGAUUGAUAUCAUGAGCAUCGAUCCACGGCCAGCGUGACAUCACCAGAACGUGGUAACUCCGACGUUCUGCAACUACUAUUACUUGUUGUAGUGCUACUCGUGUGUUCGUAUUGGGGCGGAUCGAUAUUAUUUAGGACUUUAAUGUAUACAGCUGGAAAAAAUAUGUUUAGCACCGCUUAUAAUAUAUUUCCGUAGAAAAAUGCCACGUUUCACACAUGUAUCAUGGAUGCUGAAGGGUACUGAACUAGACACUGACUGCGACCUUCCUUAAAAGAAAUAGUUUCGAAAUAUUUCCCUCCACGCAUAAAAUCAGCUUUCCUAAAGAAUUAUUCAGACAACUAAUAUUCAUUUUGAAGUGCAACCGCUAGUAUUAAGUGCUUAUAUAUAUACUUCCGUUAUUGUGAAGAAUUUGCCAUGUACAUUAUUAUUUAGAAGAUAAUAAAACAAACUUCUGUCAACCAUAUGGAACGCUUUUAUAAAAUCAAUAAAUUUACCAUAAAAUCUC
Molecule: messenger RNA, 3541 nt
Organism: Haliotis rufescens (red abalone)
Lineage: Eukaryota; Metazoa; Mollusca; Gastropoda; Lepetellida; Haliotidae
Exons: 5
Coding region: 178-852 (224 amino acids)
Source: RefSeq, a predicted model, not a curated record